This is a messenger RNA of Capronia epimyces CBS 606.96, 1125 nucleotides long. RefSeq names its product myo-inositol-1(or 4)-monophosphatase. The coding region runs from base 1 to 1125 and encodes 374 amino acids. Gene Ontology annotation, molecular function: inositol monophosphate 1-phosphatase activity. The record is from RefSeq and is a predicted model, not a curated record. NCBI's taxonomy places the organism in Eukaryota, Fungi, Ascomycota, Eurotiomycetes, Chaetothyriales, Herpotrichiellaceae. The transcript is spliced from 2 exons. Gene Ontology annotation, biological process: signal transduction; phosphatidylinositol phosphate biosynthetic process; inositol metabolic process.
AUGCCGCCUCCGCCUCCACCUCCACCUCCGCCUCACCCACGUCGGGAAGACCUAAGGCUGGAUAAGGAGGAGGAGAAGAAGAAGAAGGAAGAGGAGAUUCCAGACGCCGAAUUCGAUCUAGAUCUCGCCGACAUCUACUCGUUCGCCAUUCAACUGGGCCGAGACGCCGGAGCCCUUCUGCUCGACAGCCUGCAUAGGCGACGACGAGAUGGGAGUGAAGAUGAAGCGGACGGCGAUGGCGACGGCGAGCUGGACUUGGAGGAGAAGAUGAAUGCUGUCGAUAUUGUCACCGAGACGGAUCGCGAAGUCGAAGACUUCAUCCACUCGGCCAUCGCCAACCGCUACCCCUCGCACGCCUUCAUCGGCGAAGAGACCUACUCCAAAGGCUCGUCGAAAGAUUACCUCGUCAGCAACGCGCCCACCUGGAUCGUCGACCCUCUCGACGGCACCGUCAACUUCACUCACUCGUUUGUCAUGUUCUGCGUCAGCAUCGCCCUUGUCGUCAACCAGAAACCCGUGAUCGGGGUCAUCUACGCCCCACUACUGAACCAGCUGUUCUCCGCCUGCAAGGGCAAGGGCGCCUGGUUGAACGAGACCACGAGGCUGCCGUUGCUGGGCAAGGUCGGUGUGGGGCCCAUCCCGCGAAAUGCCCCCUCGAAAUGUGUCUUCGCCUGCGAGUGGGGGAAAGACAGGAAAGAUCGGCCCGACGGGAACCUGAGCCGGAAAGUAGACAGCUUUGUCAACAUGGCCGCCGAAAUUGGCGCCAGAGACGGCAAGGGAGGUAUGGUCCACGGCGUCAGGAGUCUGGGCAGCGCCACCAUGGACCUGGCCUACACUGCCAUGGGCGCCUUCGAUAUCUGGUGGGAAGGUGGCUGUUGGGAAUGGGACGUCGCCGCCGGGAUCUGUCUGGUGCAGGAGGCUGGUGGCUUGGUCACGACGGCGAACCCGCCCGACGAUUGGGAAAGUGCUGCGAUUGAGGAUGCCAAGUUAGGUGGCCGCUUGUAUCUCGCUGUUCGACCCGCUUGUGGUGGCCCGGGAGAAACGGCCAGAGAAGGGCAAGAGAGACUGAUCAGAGAGGUCUGGAGAAGAGUGCGGCGUUUGGAUUAUCCUAGACCUGGAGCUUAG